Molecule: messenger RNA, 939 nt
Organism: Hibiscus syriacus
Lineage: Eukaryota; Viridiplantae; Streptophyta; Magnoliopsida; Malvales; Malvaceae
Exons: 6
Coding region: 1-939 (312 amino acids)
Molecular function (GO): protein binding
Source: RefSeq, a predicted model, not a curated record
AUGGAAGAGUUUUUGAGAAAACCCGAGAUCAUAAGAGUUACAAGAGAUCUUCCACCAGCUCACUAUAUAUUCAGCAUAGACUCAUUCUCUUUGUUAGUUGACACAGGGAUCAACAAAUAUGAAUCCCAUGCAUUUGGCGUCGACAAUUAUAAAUGGAGGCUGUCACUGUACCCAAAUGGCAACAAGAAUAGCAAUGGCGAGGGCUUCAUCUCCCUUUACUUACAAAUUGAUGGGACUGAAAAUUUUCCUCCUACUUGGGAAGUAAAUGUUAACUUUAGGUUUUUCAUACAUGAUCAAAUUCGUGAUAAAUACUUGACUAUCGAAGAAACUGAUGGGGUGAUCAAGCGAUACUACCGGAUGAAAACGGAAUGGGGCAUUGCGCAAUUGGUGUGUUUGGAUCACUUCAAGGAAGCUUCAAAUGGGUACUUGGUAGACGAUUGUUGCACAUUUGGGGUCGAAAUAUUUGUAAUUAAACAGACAGGAAGGUUGGAACGUGUUUCAAUGGUGAAGAACCCUCCCAACAAUACAAUUACUUUCCAACUCCAUAACUACUCUAAAUCAUUCUCUGAGUACUAUACCUCUAAUGUUCAAACUAUUGGGGACUCAAAAUGGGAAUUGAGAGUUUACCCUAGAGGAAAUGGAACGUGGAAGAAUAUAUCACUUUCUGUGUUUUUGUGGUUGAUUGAGGGUUACAAGCUUCCAUCUCAAGGAAAAGUGUAUGCAAAAUACAAGUUUAGGGUCAAAGACCGUUACAAUGCCGCUAACACCAGGGAAUUUAUAGGUGCAAAUUGGUUUACUGCUUCAGCUUAUGGAUAUGGUUUUCAAUCCGUCAUGGCACUGAGUGAUCUGCAAGAUAGAUCAAAAGGCUACCUCGUUAAUGAUACUUUGAUGGUGGAAGCAGAGAUUAUUGUUGUUUCUAAAGUCAAACUUUUCUUAUAG